AUGCUAGGCCAAGUGGCGCCAGGGUUGGUGGAACAAGAGUGGGAAGCGUCAGAGCUGGUGACACUAGAGCUGCUGGUGCUGGAACCAGUCGCGUUGGAGCCAGUGGUGCUGGAGCUGGUCGUGCGGGGGGUGGUGGUGCCAGAGCCAGAAGUGCUAGAGCCUGUGGCACAGGGACUGACAGCGAAUGAGCUGGUAGCUCAGGAGCAGUGGGUGCCAGCACAGGGUCAGUGGAAGGAGAAAUUCAGUUCAGAACCACACUCUCCAGUUUUUGGAAUUUAUCAACAUCCAGGGACAUUGUAUCACUUUAAAGUCAUUGUUUUCUACAUAUUGCUCUCUUUCAGGAAAUGCUGCUUCUCAAAUAAUUUGUUACUUCUUCAGUUCUUACACAUCCUGUGGAAAUCAGAUGCUGGAUAUGGUGUUAAAUCCAGGGUAUCAGCAGAAAGCAUGGAUUGUAUGCAGACAUUAUCAAAACAUCCUAAGGCAAUUGAUGCUGUGUAUUUUAAUUUGGCAAAUGAAGAAGGGUGGCACCUGAUUACUGGAACUGCCCAUCGACCGCAUGGUGUAGUUAAUGGCUUCCUUUAUGUGAAGGUUCCUAAUGUAGGGCUCCUAAUGUCUCCAAAACUGCCAGACACCAUGAUGUUCAGAAAUGAACUGGAGAGGAAAGACAAAUAUGGAGCAGAGGGACUAGUCAUUGCACCAUUUCAGCCAAUGAGAACAUGGGAAUUGCAGUACAAAGGAAAAAUGAAGUCAAGUACUGAUGAAAACAAAUUAUUUGAUGUUGAAAUCAACGCAGUUUGGAAUUCUGAAUACCAGUAUUUUGAUUAUGAUACUGACAUGGAUCCUUUGUGUAUCUCACGUGCUAUGGCUUUAGAGACAUGGAGUAGAGAAUAUUUCCAAAAUGUGCGAAGUUCCCACCAGACUCACUAUGAACAAUUUGGGAAGUUACAUGGUAAAGUGACAGUGAAUGGAAAACAGUACACAGUAAAGAUGGAUGGUGUAAGAGAUCACAGUUAUGGGGAAAAACGUGAGUGGAAGAAUUUUCAUCGUUAUGUGCUGCACUACAUUACUCUUGAAAAUGGAAUGAAAAUAUCAGCUGGUAUCAUAUGUGCACCACUAGCUUUCUCACGAUUGGAAAUUGGUUAUGUGUAUCAAGAAAGUGGAGAACCAAUACCAUUAAAUGGCUGUAACCUUAAACUGUACCAACAUGGGGAAGGUGGUACACCUCCAACCCAUUAUGGUUUUUCUUUUGAAGCAGGAGGAAUGUGGUACCAUGUUCAAGUAGAAAUAUUUGAGAGAUCUGAAUUUUAUAUUGGUUGGGAGUGGGAAACACGUGUGGUGGAAUGCCUAGGAAAUUUUAAAGUGAAUGGAGUUAAAGGCUGGGGUGCAGCUGAAUGGCAGUACCGUCACAUGGGGGGUCGUCCAGAUGAGGUAGCUUCCAGUGAUCCAGAAUGGGCAAAAUCCAUUGAAAAGGCAUAA
Molecule: messenger RNA, 1476 nt
Organism: Schistocerca serialis cubense
Lineage: Eukaryota; Metazoa; Arthropoda; Insecta; Orthoptera; Acrididae
Exons: 9
Coding region: 1-1476 (491 amino acids)
Source: RefSeq, a predicted model, not a curated record